AUGCGCAGGUUCGAAACUUUGAACCCAGAGACCAAGGAUCUGGUGCUAUGUCUUCUACCUGCGCUUGCUACUUCUUUUGGCGUCUCGGACCCUGUAGACAUCAUCCCGCAGGACAUCCGGAUGCGCGCGUGGGAUUGUGAGCGCCGUGACCACAUCAAGGAAGAGACAGAGGACGACCCCCGCAACUGGGGCGUUCAGUUCAUCAAGGACCUCAUGGCAAUUUCGCGUCUCAAGAAGGGCGAUUUGGCUACAUUUCAAGCGGAUCUGUACGCAAAGUGCGCUCUGCAUGAGUCCAAGCAUCCUUGGUGCCGGUUAAACGACAUCCGAGAGCUUAAGGACGAGUACGAGCACCCAGAACGCAAGAAUCAAGUGGAGGUGGUGGAGCCAUCGUCCAGCUCCUCGACUGAUUCUUAUUUUGAAGAGUUGGUAGAGCCGGAUGAAGUGAAGGGUGCGAAGCGCCGCCGCGGUGGUGCUCACGAGGUCUACGAGGCUCGCAUCAUGAAGAAACGGCACAAGCAUAAGCCCGCCCGUCUCCGCCGAGUGGAUGCUGGUGGUUUCCAGCGCCACGACCCAGCUGCGAAGAAACGCCAACGUGCAAGUAACACACCCAACGACGCCCGUCGCAUGGUCAACCGCAGCAGUCGACCAGUUCUCACCGACGAAGACGACGACGAUGACAUCAGCUCGGUGCCAUCUGCCCGCGCCCCCUCUCUCCUUGCCCAUUCGGCGCCCGCCUUUUCCCUCUCCCCUGGCCCACGGGCUGGUUCCACGUGCGAGGUUGAUGCUUCGAGCGAGUCUCUGGCUGUGCAAAAGUUGCAGGCGGAGCUAGAUGUCGCGGAAGCUGAGCUCAAGGCUGCCCGUCUCAAGUACCAAUACAUCCAGGCUAAGGAACAGGCCGAGGCGAGGCAGAUGCACGGCGAUGGUGGUGCUCCGAGAGAUGCUCUCUGA
This is a messenger RNA of Bipolaris oryzae ATCC 44560, 948 nucleotides long. RefSeq lists its product as uncharacterized. Lineage: Eukaryota; Fungi; Ascomycota; Dothideomycetes; Pleosporales; Pleosporaceae. The transcript is spliced from 2 exons. The coding region runs from base 1 to 948 and encodes 315 amino acids. The record is from RefSeq and is a predicted model, not a curated record.